Messenger RNA from Rana temporaria (common frog), 1397 nucleotides. RefSeq names its product lissencephaly-1 homolog. NCBI's taxonomy places the organism in Eukaryota, Metazoa, Chordata, Amphibia, Anura, Ranidae. Bases 401 to 997 code for a protein of 198 amino acids. Gene Ontology annotation, biological process: retrograde axonal transport; brain morphogenesis; germ cell development. Gene Ontology annotation, molecular function: dynein complex binding; microtubule plus-end binding. The record is from RefSeq and is a predicted model, not a curated record. The transcript has a single exon. Gene Ontology annotation, cellular component: neuron projection; neuronal cell body; cytoplasmic microtubule.
UCUCCCCCCCCCUACCUUUCCUCACCCGGCACACAUCGCCCUUCCAAAGACCUUCCUGAGGAGGAGCGGCCAUUACCCGCCACCGCGCUGUGCGCUCCGGAUGAAUCCUCCGGUGGAAUGACCCUUUCUUGAAUGAUUCCCAAGUUUUCUUUGGAACCCUGCCUUUGGUGAAUAGGUUUCCUACAAUUGAAGCGACUCUGUGACUGUAUGCUUUACAGAUUUGGGGUUCCCUAGGAUUUUUAAACUCCUGAAGCUCUCCUAUAUAAAAUCAACAGACUUUCCAAUCAUCGUUCUGUCACAGAGGCAACGAGAUGAGCUAAAUCGAGCAAUAGCAGAUUAUCUUCGUUCCAAUGGCUACGAAGAAGCUUACUCUGUUUUUAGAAAGGAAGCAGAGUUGGAUAUGAAUGAAGAAAUUAAUAAAAAGUAUGCUGGCCUACUGGAAAAGAAAUGGACAUCAGUUAUCAGAUUACAGAAGAAGGGUAUGGAAUUAGAAUCAAAACUGAAUGAAGCAAAAGAAGAGUUUACUUCUGGGGGACCUAUAGGACAGAAGAGGGACCCCAAAGAAUGGAUACCAUGUCCUCCCGAAAAAUAUGUACUUCGUGGUCACAGGAGUCCGGUCACUCGUGUAAUUUUCCAUCCAGUCUUUAGUGUUAUGGUGACUGCUUCAGAGGAUGCAAAGGGACACACAGACUCUGUGCAGGAUAUCUCAUUUGAUCACUCUGGCAAGAUGCUGGCUUCCUGCUCAGCUGACAUGACCAUAAAGCUAUGGGAUUUUCAAGGAUUUGAGUGCAUUAGGACCAUGCAUGGUCAUGAUCACAAUGUUUCUUCAGUAGCUAUAAUGCCUAAUGGAGAUCAUAUAGUGUCAGCCUCAAGGGAUAAAACCAUUAAGAUGUGGGAGGUUCAUACUGGGUAUUGUGUGGACGUUCACAGGGCACAGAGAAUAGGUGUGAAUGGUGAGGCCAAAUCAAGAUGGUACCCUAAUCGCAAGUUGUUCUAAUGAUCAGACAGUCUGUGUUAGGGUGGUAGCAACAAAAGAAUGCAAAGCAGAGCUUAGAGAACAUGAGCAUGUUGUAGAGUGUAUUUCCUUGGCCCCCGAAAGCUCUUAUACUACUAUAUUGCAUGCAACAGGAUCAGCGACUAAGAGUGGUAAGCCUGGACCAUUUUUGCUCUCCGGUUCCAGAGAUAAGACUAUUAAGAUGUGGGAUAUCAGUACUGGCAUGUGCCUAAUGACACUUGUUGGCCAUGAUAACUGGGUACGUGGCAUCCUGUUUCAUCCAGGUGGGAAGUUUAUAUUGAGCUGUGCUGAUGAUAAAACCCUACGUAUUUGGGACUAUAAGAACAAGCGCUGCAUGAAAACCUUGAAUGUGCAUGAACACUUUGUUACCUCUUUGGAUUUC